Balearica regulorum gibbericeps (East African grey crowned-crane) is the source of this 442-nucleotide messenger RNA. NCBI's taxonomy places the organism in Eukaryota, Metazoa, Chordata, Aves, Gruiformes, Gruidae. The record is from RefSeq and is a predicted model, not a curated record.
AUGCAGAGGGGAGGGCGUAAGGUAGAAACGUGUUCCCUGCUUUGGUGUCAUGCUCAUGCUUCUCCGUAUUCUGCAGAGAUCGAGAGCCAGGGCAGCAAAGCGAGGGUGUACGGUGAGAUGCUGCAUGUGGACAUACCCUUUCCCAUUCCUGAGCCUGAUGGAUGCAAGUCUGGAAUCCAGUGCCCCAUUCAGAAGGGCCAUUCCUACAGCUACCUGAAUAAACUCCCUGUGAAGAGCGAGUACCCCAGUAUUAAACUGAUUGUGAAGUGGGAGCUGGUGGAUGACCAGGACCAGAUGUUGUUCUGCUGGAAGAUACCAGUACAGAUCACCAGCUGAGGAGUCCUGCCAUUAGUAGGGCUUGGGGAGGGGAAGAACAGAAGAGAACACAGGCCAAAUUCUUUUUAUAUAAUAAGCAUUUCUUACUGCUUUCUUCAGAGCUCUG